UGUUCUUCAGACAAAAAAACAAAAUUCAUUCUUUAUUUACUUGCGAAAGGCAGCUUCAAUUUUUUUUACCUCUUUAAUUUUUUACCACACGCAGUAUAACGAUAUACUAUUUACCAAAUUACCCACCAAACAACAAUGCAAAUCGAGGAAGUAAAGAGCGCAAAAAAGGACCAAAGAGUGGCGACACACUCUCAUAUCCGCGGCCUAGGUCUUAAGCCGGAUGGUACAGCGGAGCCCGUUGCCUCUGGCUUUGUUGGACAGGAGACCGCGCGUGAGGCCGCAGGCAUUAUCGUUGAUCUAGUCAAGAGCAAGCGCUUUGCCGGCCGCGCCGUCAUUUUGGCAGGUGCUCCGGGAACCGGAAAGACCGCAAUUGCAUAUGCUAUGUCUCAGGAGCUGGGCCCGCGCGUGCCGUUCUGCCCGAUGACUGGAAGCGAGGUAUACUCGAGUGAGGUGAAGAAGACAGAGGUUUUGAUGGAGAACUUCCGCCGUGCAAUCAGCCUUCGGGUCAAGGAGACCAAGGAAGUGUACGAGGGUGAAGUCACAGAGAUUACGCCUGAGGAGGCUGAGAACCCGCUGGGCGGCUACAGCAAGACGGUCGCCAACGUCGUCAUUGGGCUCAAGACUGCAAAGGGAACCAAGCAGCUGCGCCUCGACCCUAGCAUAUACGAAAGCCUUCUUAAGGAGAAAGUGUCGACCGGAGACGUCAUCUACAUUGAGGCAAACACCGGCUCGGUCAAGCGGGUAGGCCGGUCAGACGCAUACGCGACCGAGUACGAUUUGGAGGCAGACGAAUACGUGCCUCUGCCGAAGGGCGACGUGCACAAGAAGCGCGAGGUUAUCCAGGACGUGACCCUGCACGAUCUCGACGUGGCCAACGCGCAGCCUCAGGGUGGCCAGGACAUUGUCUCGAUGAUGAGCCAGCUGAUGAAGCCCCGCAAGACAGAGAUCACAGACAAGAUGCGCACCGAGAUCAACAAGGCUGUCAACAAGUACGUCGAGCAGGGCACUGCCGAGUUGGUUCCGGGCGUCCUUUUCAUUGACGAGGUGCACAUGCUUGACAUUGAGUGCUUCACCUAUCUCAACCGCGCGCUCGAGUCGGACAUUUCUCCGAUCGUCGUCCUUGCUUCGAACCGCGGCAUAUGCACUAUCCGCGGUACCGAAGAUAUGCGUGCCGCCCACGGUAUUCCGCGCGACCUGCUUGAUCGCAUGCUUAUUGUGCGCACGGCACCCUACACGAAGAGCGAGAUCCAGAUUGUCUUGGAUAUACGCGCAAAGACCGAGGGCCUGAAGCUGGCGCCGGAUGCCCUGGAGUACGCAGCAGAGGUUGGCGUGAACUCGUCACUACGCUACGCGAUUCAGCUGCUCACGCCGGCCAGUGUCAUGUCCCAGAUCUCUGGACACGAAGAGAUCCAGAAGGAUGACAUACUCGAGGCUGGAGAGCUGUUUUUCGAUGCCAAAAAGUCGGUUACUAUACUGCAGAGCAGCAGCGGCUCCAAAUUCCUUUAACGCUCUUGGAAUAAAGCAAGAUCCUUCACGAGUCUGGUAGCGGGGGUGCCAUUACCUUAUUCUGCAGGCGAUGCAAGUGAUGUUAUAGUUUGAAUGUGUUUGG
Messenger RNA from Kickxella alabastrina, 1609 nucleotides. RefSeq names its product AAA family ATPase Rvb1. The record is from RefSeq and is a predicted model, not a curated record. The coding region runs from base 136 to 1506 and encodes 456 amino acids. Gene Ontology annotation, molecular function: DNA helicase activity; ATP hydrolysis activity; ATP binding. NCBI's taxonomy places the organism in Eukaryota, Fungi, Kickxellomycota, Kickxellomycetes, Kickxellales, Kickxellaceae. Gene Ontology annotation, cellular component: NuA4 histone acetyltransferase complex; R2TP complex; Swr1 complex. The transcript has a single exon. Gene Ontology annotation, biological process: box C/D snoRNP assembly; regulation of transcription by RNA polymerase II; chromatin remodeling.